AUGGCUACCUGUAAUGAUUACUUCACAGCAAAAGCUAAUCGAAGUGAAAACUUUGAACCGUUCACAUUGUUGUACGAUACUAGUAUUAGUGCACAAGAUGAAAGUCAAACUAUUCAAAUAAAACUGCGAAAUUUAAUUAAUUAUUUAAAACCUUUUGAGAGUAUCGAGCAAUGUCAACGAUAUAUUCAACAGUUCGAUAAUGAAAAAAUUGUUCUUAUUGUAUCUGAUGGAUUAGGCCACGUGGUGAUACCACAGACACAUGAUUUAAAGCAAAUAAAUUCGAUUUAUAUUUAUUCUGAGAAUAAGCAAAUACAUAAAACAUGGAUGAAACAAUUCAAAAAGGUAAACUGUAUUUUAAAUGAGAAAGAAGGAAGAAUACGCUGACGAUCCUUAGGGGUAUAAAAUAACGACAUAUGUGUGAAUAAGUUACCAGUUUCAAGUUACUGAUAUUUCUCCUGCAGUAACAAGCCUCUCAAAGAGUCAAGAAAGAUUUUUCAUUCAACAGUCAGUGUAUAAUCAAUAAUAAUAACACGCAAGAAUUGAAUAAAUCCAAUGCCAAGCAAAUACCACGAAUUGU
Molecule: messenger RNA, 577 nt
Organism: Didymodactylos carnosus
Lineage: Eukaryota; Metazoa; Rotifera; Eurotatoria; Philodinida; Philodinidae
Source: the annotation of a GenBank genome assembly